Pyrus x bretschneideri (Chinese white pear) is the source of this 1263-nucleotide messenger RNA. RefSeq names its product CBBY-like protein. NCBI's taxonomy places the organism in Eukaryota, Viridiplantae, Streptophyta, Magnoliopsida, Rosales, Rosaceae. Gene Ontology annotation, molecular function: hydrolase activity. Bases 91 to 1023 code for a protein of 310 amino acids. The transcript is spliced from 8 exons. The record is from RefSeq and is a predicted model, not a curated record.
GUGGGUUGGUGCCACCGGACCAACCGCUCAUGGUUGCAAAAGUUGGAGACUUUAUUAAUUUGAACUUUGAAGAGAUUUCAAACGGCGUCAAUGGCGUCCUGUCAUACCUUAGCUACAUUAUCUUUUAUAAACCCGUUGCCAUCUCACAAAAACACAACCCCCAUUGCCAACCUCAAAUCCCAAGAAAGGACCUUACAAUCUUCACUGGUGGGCAGAGCAAUAAUCAUUGGUAAAACAAUGAGCAGCAAGAUUGGAACAACAUCUAGCUCUGCUUCUGCUUCAUCUACUCUUCCUUCUGCUCUUCUCUUCGAUUGCGAUGGUGUGCUUGUCGACACGGAGAAGGACGGUCACCGGAUUUCUUUCAACAACACUUUCAAAGAGAAAGAAUUGGGUGUUACUUGGGAUGUCGAUUUAUUCGGUGAAUUGCUUAAGAUUGCAGGUGGAAAAGAAAGAAUGACAACCUAUUUUAACAACACGGGUUGGCCGGAAAAUGCUCCGAAGAGUGAAGAAGAAAGAAAAGCAUUCGUAGUUUCACUUCACAAGCGAAAGACAGAGUUGUUCUUGGCCCUUAUUGAGAAAAAGUCACUGCCGCUUCGGCCAGGGGUUGCAAAGCUGAUAGAUGAGGCUUUAGCAGAAGGAGUUAAGGUUGCCGUCUGCAGCGCCUCCAAUGAGAAGGCGGUUUCUGCAAUAGUUUCAAUCUUGCUGGGACCAGAACGGGCAGAAAAAAUCAAGAUAUUUGCUGGAGAAGUGGUUCCUCGCAAGAAGCCUGAUCCCGCUAUCUAUUUAUUGGCUGCUAACACUCUCGGCGUUGAUCCUUCAAGUUGUGUAGUAAUUGAGGACAGUGCUAUAGGCCUUGCAGCGGCCAAAGCUGCUGGAAUGAAGUGUGUCAUAACCAAGAGCGGAUACACAGUUGAUGAAGAUUUUCAGAAUGCGGAUGCAGUUUUUGACGUCAUCGGAGAUCCUCCAGAGGAGCGAUUUGACUUGGCAUUCUGCAGAAGCCUUCUCAAGCAAUCUGUGAGCUAGCCUAUACAUUCAGUUUCCGACAGGUUAAUUUCAUUCAAUGCCUGUCUUCAAUCUACAAUCUUUGGAUGGUGAUUACUGAUUAGGGUUUCAGCUAAGAUAAUAAAAGAGUGCUAGCGUGCAUUUGGUAGUAGUCCGGAUCUAUAAGUACAAACCGGCUCUUCUCAAGCAAACUAUGCUUUUGUUUGUGAAUCUCUCGAUGGGGAAUUAUUACAAUUAAUCAUGAUUACCGUUUGAUGAAUA